This is a messenger RNA of Pestalotiopsis fici W106-1, 1404 nucleotides long. RefSeq lists its product as uncharacterized. The record is from RefSeq and is a predicted model, not a curated record. The coding region runs from base 1 to 1404 and encodes 467 amino acids. Lineage: Eukaryota; Fungi; Ascomycota; Sordariomycetes; Amphisphaeriales; Sporocadaceae. The transcript is spliced from 2 exons.
AUGAACAGCACCAACGGCACCGGGGACGCUACUGAAACGGCCAGUGUUGGCUGGGUUUCGCCGCCCAACGCUGGACGCAGCACCUGGGGAAUCAUUUGGAGCUGCCUGACCAUAUUUCUACUCUGCUCUUGGAAGUGCACGCAUCUCAAUAUUCCCACCGUCGAAGAGAGCGAGGCGGGCUGGCAUCAUGUGUGGUGCAUCCCAGUCUUCCCCGAAAAGCCACUGCUUCGCAAAUGGGACCGCAAGCUGUUCUUCAUGGGUCUCAGCGCCAUCGCGCCCGAAAUGGUGGUGUCGCUAGCCGCGAAACAGCACUUUAAAGCCCGACAAGAGAUGCAAAGAGUCAACAACACUAACAGCAAAAACAAAAAGUACACCCUGGCACAUGCCAUGUUUGCCGAAAUGGGCGGCUUUGUGGUACAUUUCUACGGAGAGACUCCUCAAGAGCUUGGUGCUGAUACUUCCAUCAUCGACGAGGCUGGCAACGACGAUUUUGCACGCCGGAUGAAGGCGGUCGCAAAAUUUGAUAAGGGCAAGAUGUUUAUUAAGAAGGCCCAAAUUCUAGAUCUGUCACAAGUUGCGAAACUCGAGAGUAUCGGCUCAUUCAACGUUGACGAAGCCGAUAUCAAGGAUCGGUCCAAGGCCGACCCGUUUACCAAGGUGUUUGCGCUGGUACAGGCCAGCUGGUUAGUGUUGCAGAGCUGCGCGCGCAAAGCAGCUGGCCUACAAAUCACAGAGCUAGAACUCAUGACCCUGGCUUUCACCGUAUGCGCGCUGUUCACUUACAUCCUGUGGUGGCACAAGCCUUUUGAUGUCGAGCGUAGCAUUGUCGUCCUUUUACCAGAAUCAUGCAUUCGAGUGCUUGAAAAGGAGCCAGAGUGGAAAAAGCCAAGUUGGCCAUCUCAAUGGGACCAUUUCCAGCGGAGCCUCUCUCAAUGGGACCAUUUCCAGUGGAGCCAACGUAUUGUCGACCUCGAUUGGGACACCUUUGAAGCCGUGACUACUAGUUUUGGCCUGGACUCAGGUGAAGAAGAAUCAUACCACAUAAUCGGUACAGUGGCCUUUUAUGUCUUUGGUGCCGUCUUCUCCAGUAUCCAUUUUGCCGCCUGGAACUGGGUCUUUCCUCUGCCCGUACUACAAACGAUCUGGCAGUCCUUUUGUGCUGCAGCGUUCGGCUCAGCCAUAUUGCCUCUCGUCUUUGGGGGAUUAUUUUCAAAAUUAAGAACCAACUACGACGGUCCUGAUAUUGUCGUUAUCAUUUUGGUAAAUCUCUUUUUUGGCACGCUUGUUAUUAAUAUGAUCGCUCGACUGGCAUUAAUCGUACUCACAUUUUAUUGUUUUACUUCUAUGCCAGCUAGCGCAUAUCAGGAUCUGGAUUGGGCUCAGUUCCUGCCACACUUUUCUUAG